Messenger RNA from Penicillium angulare, 1698 nucleotides. RefSeq names its product septin (gene aspE). The record is from RefSeq and is a predicted model, not a curated record. Bases 1 to 1698 code for a protein of 565 amino acids. The transcript is spliced from 2 exons. Lineage: Eukaryota; Fungi; Ascomycota; Eurotiomycetes; Eurotiales; Aspergillaceae. Gene Ontology annotation, molecular function: GTP binding; GTPase activity; molecular adaptor activity. Gene Ontology annotation, cellular component: septin complex; cell division site; cytosol. Gene Ontology annotation, biological process: cytoskeleton-dependent cytokinesis.
AUGGCAACUCCAACUUCCUCCCGGGCUCCGUCCGAAGUACCUUCUAGUACUGAUCAAUCCCUCAACCCCAACGCUCGCCGUACCUCCCUCGGUUUCCUCCGUCGCUCCAAAUCAACCGAACCCCUCGGCGAACAACGCAAAUCCUCCGCCAGUCGCAAAAAGAUGACCAAAUCCCAACUGAUGGAAGAAGAAAUCCGCCGCCAGCGUGAAUCCUACGCGCCUAAGAUCGCCCCGCGCCUGCCAGACUUCUCACCCGCCCCGCAGCUGGAGACCUUCGGUGGUGAAGAGCGUGAUACCCUCAAUACCCUCAAGGUGGAGCCAAAUCUACCUCGUCCCCACUCGGGUGUUGCGGCUACUUCUUUGGCGUCACCGACUGACUCUAUUGAUCCUUAUGCGAGGUCUGAGAGUAUGACCCAUCGUGGUCGGUAUAGCUAUGCUAGUAGUGCGGUUAGUACUGUCAACAGUCCCCGUCGCGUCCGUCGUCGCAAGGACCCCACUCCAUACAAUGUGCUGGUCGUUGGUGCUCGCAACUCCGGCAAGACUGAAUUCCUCAACUUUCUCCGCAAGUCGUUGACAAUGCCCCCGCAUAAACACCCCUCACGCACCCCCGAAGAACUCGAAGAACUGGAACGCCAGACAUCCGUCUACGAAGGAUUCACCUCCCAGUACCUCGAAACCGAAAUCGAAGGCGAGCGCGUCGGUCUCACCCUCUGGGAUUCCAAUGGCCUGGAACGCAACAUUGUUGAUCUGCAGAUGCGCGCCGUGACAGGCUUCCUGGAGAGCAAAUUUGAGGAAACUCUCGCGGAAGAGAUGAAGGUUGUUCGUUCCCCCGGUGCUCGCGACACUCAUAUCCACUGUACUUUCCUUCUUUUGGACCCCGUGCGUCUGGAUGAGAACAUCGCCGCCGCUGAGCGCUUUGCCAAUGGCACAUCCAAGGCCACCGACACCCCUGUCCUGGGCGUCUUGGAUCAGAACCUAGAUCUACAGGUGCUGCGCACUAUUCUGGGCAAAACCACCAUUGUGCCUGUCAUCAGCAAGGCGGAUACUAUCACCUCGACUCACAUGGGAUACCUGCGCAAGGCUGUCUGGAGCAGUCUCAAAAAAGCCAACAUUGAUCCUCUUGAGAUCCUUACCCUGGAAGACCAGGAAGAGUACAGCUCCUCCGAAAGCGCCUACGAUGAAUCAAUUGCAGAGAGCGAGCCUGCUCAGCCUACGCAAACCGCCGAGACCACCGAGCCUACAGAUGGUGCUGCUGAGACCGAGGCCGAGACCGAGAUUGAGAACAAAUCUACCGACGAGACCAACGAGCAACAAAUUUUUACCCCUCGCUCCCCCUCACAGCGUAGCCGGAAAUCCACCGGUUCGUUGAACAUGGCCAAUCCCCACGUGCCGUUCUCCAUCCUGUCCCCGGACCCACACUCCCUUGCAUCCGGAGAAGAACCCGUCGGUCGCCGAUUCCCCUGGGGUUUCGCAGACCCAUACAACCCCGAGCACUGUGACUUUGUGCGUCUUAAGGACUCCGUCUUCACAGAGUGGCGAUCAGAACUCCGUGAAGCCAGUCGUGUUACCUGGUACGAGCGCUGGAGAACCAACCGCCUCAAUCGUAACGGUCAACCUGCGCCUGCGCCCUCGUCUAAACCACGAGCCAGCUAUGGUGGUCGGACAGGCCCUGCUUUCGACGGUCGGCGUACACGUUAA